GCUGUCAGCUGACUACAGCGGGGGACUAAUCGGUGUCCCUGGCACCGCCAGGGAUCCUGAGAGCCAACCAGGGCCUACGCCAUCCGGAGCCGGGUGGGCGAACCUGCCUGGUCUAGGAAGCCGGGCGAUGCCCCGCCACGGAGUGUCUUCCGGCCAGGGCCGCCCCAGGUCGGGCCGGGAGCAGACACUGGACAGGUCCUUGGGGGCCCCCAGCCUGAGGCUCCUGUGGAUGGGCUUGGCGCUGGCCCUGCCCGACUCCCAGGUUCUCUGGGCCCCUGCCGGGGCCCACCCUCUUCCCGCCCAAGGCCAUCUCGCCAAGUUCUUUCGCCUAGCGCCCCAGCUCCGGGAAGCCUUUAGCUGGUGGAACCUUACCUGCCCCGCCUGCAAAGGACUGUUCACCGCCAUCGACAUCAGGCUGCGGAACGAGGCCAGCGUGGCCCAGGUGGGCUCCAUGGCCAUCAAGAUGUGCACGCUGCUGAAAAUAGCACCGCCUGCCGUGUGCCAGUCAGCUGUCCAGCUCUUUCAGGACGACAUGGUGGAGGUGUGGACGCGCUCGGUGCUGAGCCCGUCUGAGGCCUGUGGUCUGCUCCUGGGCUCCUCCUGUGGACACUGGGACAUCUUCUCACCUUGGAACAUCUCUUUGCCGGCUGUGCCAAAGCCAUCCCCCCAGCCGCCCGUGCCCCCGGCCCCAGGCUCCCCUGUCAGCCGCGUCCUCUUCCUCACUGACCUGCACUGGGAUCAUGCCUACCUGGAGGGCACAGACCCCAACUGUGAGAACCCACUGUGCUGCCGCCAGGGUUCUGGCCCACCGCCUGCCUCCCGGCCAGGUGCUGGAUACUGGGGCGAGUACAGCAAGUGCGACCUGCCCCUGCGGACCCUGGAGAGCCUGUUGAGUGGCCUGGGCCCCGCCGGCCCUUUUGAUAUGGUGUACUGGACGGGCGAUAUCCCUGCCCACAACAUCUGGCAGCAGUCUCGUCGGGACCAGCUGCGGGCCCUGACCACCGUCACAGACCUUGUGAGGAAGUUCUUGGGGCCGGUGCCUGUGUACCCUGCUGUGGGCAACCACGAGAGCACACCCGUCAAUGGCUUCCCUCCCCCCUUCAUAGAGGGCAACCAGUCUUCGCAAUGGCUCUAUGAGGCGAUGGCCAAGGCCUGGGAGCCCUGGCUGCCUGCUGAAGCCCUUCGCACCCUCAGAACUGGGGGGUUCUAUGCACUUUCCCCACGCCCCGGCCUCCGCCUCAUCUCUCUCAAUAUGAAUUUUUGUUCCCGUGAGAACUUCUGGCUCUUGAUCAACUCCACAGAUCCUGCUGGACAGCUCCAGUGGCUGGUGGGGGAGCUUCAGGCCUCUGAGGACCGAGGAGACAAAGUGCAUAUAAUUGGCCACAUUCCCCCAGGGCACUGCCUGAAGAGCUGGAGCUGGAAUUAUUACCGAAUUGUGGAGAGGUAUGAGAACACCUUGGCUGGUCAGUUCUUUGGCCACACCCACGUGGAUGAGUUUGAGGUCUUCUAUGACGAGGAGACCCUAAGCCGGCCGCUAUCUGUAGCCUUCCUGGCGCCCAGUGCCACCACCUACAUCAGCCUCAAUCCUGGGUACCGUGUCUACCAAAUCGAUGGCAACUACUCCGGGAGCUCUCACCUGGUCCUGGACCACGAGACCUACAUCCUGAACCUGACGCAGGCGAACGAGCCUGGAGCCGCAGCGCACUGGCAGCUGCUCUACAGGGCUCGGGAAACCUACGGGCUGCCUAAUGUGCUGCCUGCCGCCUGGCACGACCUGGUGUACCGCAUGCGGAGCGACACGCAACUUUUCCAGACCUUCUGGUUUCUCUACCAUAAGGGCCACCCGCCCUCAGAGCCCUGUGGCACACCCUGCCGCCUCGCUACUCUGUGCGCCCAGCUCUCCGCCCGGUCAGACAGCCCUGCUCUGUGUCGCCACCUGGUGUCGGACGCAAGCCUCCCUCCUGUCCAGAGCCUGCGGCCAAGGCCGCCAUUAUGCUAACACCCCCAGGGCCCAGAGGUGGGAGAGUGCUCGUCUUAGAAAAGGAGCCUUAGAAAAGGAGCGAAAACCCCAGAAGGCCACCGUGGUGAGAAGAAUGUCUGGUGGAAGAGCUUAUCCCUGGGCCCAAGCACACCUCGGAAACAAGACCUCCUUUCCUGGAUCUGGUUUAGCAAAAUAUGGGAGCGGGGCUGGCUGCUCUGAGGCUGCUAUCCUUUCGUGGCCGUGGAGCAGAGGUCUAAGUUGGCACUGCCCUGGGAAGACCGGUCAGAAGUUGUCACCCCAGGCCUGUGCUGGCCAGCCAGGAACCCUGUACUGCUGCUGCUGCCUGCUUGCCAGGCUGUUAAAAUAAAAACAAGGGACUUGGACUCCA
Messenger RNA from Physeter macrocephalus (sperm whale), 2369 nucleotides. It is a transcript of the gene SMPD1, whose product is annotated as sphingomyelin phosphodiesterase 1. The record is from RefSeq and is a predicted model, not a curated record. Gene Ontology annotation, cellular component: lysosome. Gene Ontology annotation, biological process: sphingomyelin catabolic process; ceramide biosynthetic process. Bases 128 to 1999 code for a protein of 623 amino acids. Gene Ontology annotation, molecular function: acid sphingomyelin phosphodiesterase activity. Lineage: Eukaryota; Metazoa; Chordata; Mammalia; Artiodactyla; Physeteridae. The transcript is spliced from 6 exons.